AUGAAUAGGCCUGGAGAUUGGAACUGCCGGUCGUGUAGCCACCUCAACUUCCAGAGGAGGGAUUCGUGCCAACGCUGCGGAGAGCCCAGACUCGGCGUCAUUACCGACUUAGUCACCGGAUUUGCUGGCCGUCCACUCAGCAGCUCCUUUGGUUUCAACACAGGGCCUGACGUGCGACCCGGUGAUUGGUACUGCAGCCUUGGGAAUUGCGGGACACACAAUUUCGCCAGUAGGUCUAGCUGUUUCAAGUGCGGUGCAGCGAAAGAUGAGUCUUUGCGUUCGGCUGCCACUGGGUUUAUAGACAUGAGUGAUGGUCCCAGACGUGGCCUUUUUGGUUUUGGUAGCAGCAGUGGUGGUGGUGGCGGCGGCGGCACCGGUCGUUCUUCUUGGAAAUCUGGAGAUUGGAUUUGCUCAAGGCCAGGCUGCAAUGAACAUAACUUUGCAAGCAGGUCAGAGUGUUUCAGGUGCAACGCCCCGAAGGACCAUGCCACCAUUCCACCUUACUAG
Molecule: messenger RNA, 507 nt
Organism: Microthlaspi erraticum
Lineage: Eukaryota; Viridiplantae; Streptophyta; Magnoliopsida; Brassicales; Brassicaceae
Source: the annotation of a GenBank genome assembly